Molecule: messenger RNA, 2080 nt
Organism: Brassica napus (rape)
Lineage: Eukaryota; Viridiplantae; Streptophyta; Magnoliopsida; Brassicales; Brassicaceae
Exons: 3
Coding region: 107-1600 (497 amino acids)
Biological process (GO): protein ubiquitination
Cellular component (GO): CCR4-NOT complex
Molecular function (GO): ubiquitin-protein transferase activity
Source: RefSeq, a predicted model, not a curated record
CAGAGAUGACCGUCCUGAUAUUGCGAUUAGUAGUGAGUGUGAUCAAGAUUCUAAUAGACAAUCUGAUCAUGAAGUAUCAAAGUUGCCAGAGCUAGAGCAAUGUAAGAUGGACAGCUCUAUAGACACUGAUGAAAAAUCUUUUCCAUCAGAGACUGGGGUUCCCUGCACAAGGCCAGAUUGGGAUUGGAGAUUAGAUUUGCAAUCCCAAAUGCCAGUCAGCUCAAAAUUGGAUGUGGAAGAUAAUAUCUCAUCAUUUGAUAGCCAAAGGCAUCACCAUGAAGAGGAUGUUACCCACUCGCGGUUUUUGUCUAGUUCUUCAAGUUCCAAUUCGGAUGCAAAUCAUUUGGCUGCUCGUUCUUCCCUACCUUGCGAACCUUCAAGUGUAAACGGUUCAAACUUGAGGUUCCCUUCGGAUAGAGGCAGCAGCAAUAGAUUGCAUCUUCCAAAUGGGUUUGGUGAGCAAUCCAUGUUCACUGUGGAGCACUCUCUGUUUGCUAAUGAAGGCAGGAACAAAGUUCGCAGUGCAGAGGAUGAAAUAAUCUCAAACAUUUUGUCACUCUACUUUGAUCCUUGGGAUGAAUCCUUAACUUCACCCCACAAUUUGGCGGAGUUACUCGGUAAAGUUGAUCAGCGAUCCAGUCCUGUGAAACCUUCGAACCUCCUGAAGCAACAUAACAGCCAGUCCAGAUUUUCUUUUGCACAAGAAUCUAGUAAUCAAGCAUUUGACAGGGAGAACCAUAGCAUUUAUGGGCAGUUUUCAAGAGAGAGGCCUAUUCAAGAGUCUGUAGUGAGCCGAGAUAUUUAUCGGGGUAAUCUCGGGAAUCUAAAUGGAUUUGCUUCAAACUAUUCCGGUGGAUUAGAUAAUGUUUCUGCUAGUGCUUUAUUUUCAUCGUACAAGACUCCUGCAGUUACACGACCUCAAGUUUCUGCUCCUCCAGGAUUCUCUGCCCCCAGCAGGUUACCUCCUCCUGGCUUCUCUUCACAUGAAAGAGUGGGCCUAUCUUCAGAUACGGCACCAGGAACUCGUUUUCUUGACUCUGCUGCCAUGUUGAGGAAUACAUAUCAAGUACAGCCUCCAGUUGGGAAUCCGAGUGGUGCGAGUGAUAUAGAGUUCGCGGAUCCUGCUAUUCUAGCGGUUGGAGGAGGGAUGGUAAAUGCAGACUUGGAUAUGAGAUCAAGUUUCUCAUCACAAAUGAAUUCUUAUGGGAACGAGACAGGACUCCAAAUGUUGAGACAUCAGUCUCUGUCUGCUGCACAACAACAAGUCAAUGGGUUUCAUCAUGAUCUCAGAAACUUAUCUCCUUCACUUGCAGAAACUUACGGAUUUAGCUCAAGGUUAAUGGACCAUCAGGCACAUGGAAGUAAUUUAUCUCUUUUCUCACAGCACCCAAGACAACAACCAUCUGCAAAUCCAGUGUUGUCUAAUGGUCACUGGGAUAAGUGGAAUGAAGGCCAAAGUGUGAACUCUCUAGGCAUGGCCGAGCUUCUUAGGAAUGAACGGUUGGGAUUCAAUGGGAGCCUAUACAACAACGGAUAUGAAGAACCGAAUUUUCGGCUUCCAAGUCCGGGAGAUGUGUAUAAGAGAACAUAUGGGAUGUAAUUCUGGCAUUAAGAGAGGUUUUCUGCUUUGUUGGAUUUGCUCUGGUUGGUCCCAAGUUGCUGGAAGAAUCAUCAAAAACUGCUUCCAAUGCUAUUGAGUGAAGAUGCAUGGCCCCAACAUAAUUUCACCAAGAGCAUUUUUUAACUCUAAGGUAAACUUUUAUCUUAUAAAGUGUUAUGUUAGUCUAUCCACGGGGUUUGAUAGUAUUUUGACCGUUGUUUUCUCUAUUGCAGGAGCUGAAGAUAUUGAUGUUUGGUUGCCUUGUUGAUGCAUGUAAGUGUCCAAGUCCACUGGUAACAGAGAUAGAAGUUGUGUCGCCGCUUCUUAUUUGUUUUCCUAUUCAAAACCGUAAUUCAAUUUAGUUCUAAGACAAAUUUUUUCUUUCUCAAACAUAAUUUUAUACAAAAUCAUAUUGUUAUAGCAAAAACAUAUAUAAAAAGAGAAAAGAAAUCGAAAUAUUACUGUUGAACAGUUGAACUA